GUUGUGAUUUGUGACUAAUUAUAGAUACCGUUGACCCUGUGUAAACUCAAACUACAAACAUCAGUGACAGUAUAUUUUUAGGAAUUAUUUACAGAAAAGUCCAGAACGCCCACCAAAUUAAACACUAGCUUGUCAUAACGGACCAACACAGGUAGAUGUUGCCGACUCCUAGACGCCGCCUAAUACACUAAGAUGGAGUACCCAGAUCAACUUGUCGUGGAAAUUCCUGUCUGGGUCUGCGGUACGCAGAAAUGGGUCACGGGCCUGACUAAGAGAACUACAUGUGAUGACGUCAUUUACGCUUUACUCUACAAUGACGGUAAACAUGAAAUAGAAAACACAGACAAAUACACUAUUUUCGAGAGAUGGCGUGACGUGGAGAGACCUCUUCAGGGCAGAACCAAAAUACUCAAAAUUUGGCGCGCAUGGGGAGCUGAGCAGUGUAGCGUCCAACUCACAAUGAGACACGCCGACGAGAUCGGUGAAUACGGAGAAUUUCUUCACUCUCGUCGGAGACGACAUCGAAGAACCAAACAUAAAGAGCGGGAACCACGCAGACAUUCCAAGUCUAAAACAGACCAGCGAAAUGGCAGCUCAGAGUCUCGUUUGAAGACGAUGGAAGAACUAGCGAAAUUAGUGAUUCAACAAGAAAGAAGAUUGCACGAUAUAGGGCACAGGAUAGAAAACACGGACCAAAAGAUUUUCCAUAUUGAAUCCGAACUUCACGAGUGUCGUGUGGCCAAAGAUGGUGAGAACUACCUCCAAGAAGCAUAUCUUAAUUCAGGACAAGAUGAUAGUAUGACGGAAUUCUUGAGAAAUGUUGAGCCCGAAAACUUGGAAAUGUAUAUUCAGUUCUGUGAACGCGUGAUUCAACUCGACGACAAAAUUCAAAAUGAGGAAUCGAAAAUAAUGGACCUGUCCGAGCAAAUUCAUGAACAGAGUACAUUGAACGACGCAUUUCAUAAUGCCGACAUGUACAAUACAAAUGUUACGGACGGGAAUCUCGAAACGGAACUUGCCUAUCUGCAGGCAGACCUAAACCGUAUUGUGUCCGCAAACAUGAUGCAGAAAUAUAAAGCAGUGGAGAUUACGAAAGAAAUUGACUACUGUGAUAGAGUUUUACAUCAAAAGCAAGAGAUUAUUCAACAGCUGCAGAAAGAGCUUGAGUACUUAGAAAAAUGUGACGAAAUUGUAGAGGAGUUACCAAAACAGAAACAUAAUCAAUCUGUAGAUUUCUUCCACACGAGCACUCCAAUAAGCCAUCAUACCGCAUCCAAAGUCAACCAGUCAACAAAACGCGUAGAGGACAAUGAUGCUGACUAUGUUAAUAUUGGCGCCAUCAUGGAAUGGCAAGAACAGGAAGAACAAGUUAGCACAUGCGCACAAGGCAUCUACGAACACGAGGCUGGAGAAAAUAGUGCGAAGAAACACUCCUUUGACACAGAAGACUCUUUUUCAGUGGAUACAGACAAUACUUCUAACGAUUCACAGUUUGGGUCAGUCAACCAGAGGGACAAAUUCUCAAAUAAAUUCAACCAAACUCGACCUCUGUUCCAGUUUCCAGCAACCAACUCUUUGGACAAUGACGAACUUAUCAGUGAACGAAUUCAGAAAGAAAUAUAUGCCUACAAAAGUCCCCGUAAGUGCAGCGAUUUUACUCGCAGUUUGACGAGUCUCAACGGUGAUCGGUCAUUUGCGUGCACGAAGAGCGUAGACGAAAAUGAUUCCAAUUCAGACACAGGUCUGAGUUCCAUGCACAGUGACGAAUCUCCUAAUUUAUUAGAAACCCUUGUAUAAAAUGUCCCAAAUGUAAUCACCAUUUGUGUUCACAUAAAAAACUAUUAUUUUGACAAUAUUUGUCAGAACUUUGAUAAAAUGAUUAUUCAACCAA
This is a messenger RNA of Saccostrea echinata, 1891 nucleotides long. Its product is annotated as ras association domain-containing protein 9-like. Gene Ontology annotation, biological process: signal transduction. The transcript is spliced from 3 exons. The record is from RefSeq and is a predicted model, not a curated record. The coding region runs from base 193 to 1797 and encodes 534 amino acids. Lineage: Eukaryota; Metazoa; Mollusca; Bivalvia; Ostreida; Ostreidae.